Molecule: messenger RNA, 2333 nt
Organism: Carcharodon carcharias (great white shark)
Lineage: Eukaryota; Metazoa; Chordata; Chondrichthyes; Lamniformes; Lamnidae
Gene: chrnb1
Product: cholinergic receptor, nicotinic, beta 1 (muscle)
Exons: 11
Coding region: 13-1506 (497 amino acids)
Biological process (GO): monoatomic ion transmembrane transport; chemical synaptic transmission; signal transduction
Cellular component (GO): neuron projection; synapse; postsynaptic membrane
Molecular function (GO): acetylcholine-gated monoatomic cation-selective channel activity; transmembrane signaling receptor activity
Source: RefSeq, a predicted model, not a curated record
UGUUGGGUUGACAUGGCAAGCACAGGGAUCAGGGCGAGACUGCAGAUCCUCUUCCUCCUCAUGCUGACAGGGACGGGCGUGGGAGGAUCCGAGACCGAGAAGGAGCUGCUCAAGAAGCUGUUCAAAACCUACAAUGCCAACGUGCGACCUGCACAGACAGCGGACGAGAAAGUGAUGGUGAGAGUCGGGAUGACCCUCUCACAGUUGAUCAGCCUGAAUGAAAAGGAUGAGGAGAUGACCACGAAUGUGUUCAUGAACAUGGCGUGGACAGAUUAUCGAUUGAAAUGGAAUCCGGAAGAUUACGGGGGGAUCGAAGUCCUUCGCAUCCCCUCCAGCAAAGUGUGGCUCCCGGACAUCGUCCUGCUCAACAACAAUGAUGGGAAUUUCCAAGUGGCGCUCCACAUUAAUGUGCUGGCGCAACACACCGGCAUCGUCAACUGGUUGCCUCCUGCCAUCUACCGCAGCUCCUGUGGCAUCCAGGUGAAGUAUUUUCCGUUCGAUUGGCAAAACUGCACCAUGGUUUUCAGCUCCUACACGUACGACACGUCUGAGGUGAUCCUGGGCCACGCGCUAGAUGAUUCAGGUACCAGGGAGAUUCGAGAGAUCAUCAUCGACAACAACGUCUUCACCGAGAACGGAGAGUGGCAGAUCCAGCACAAGCCUUCACGUAAGAACACCCUGAGCAACGACCCGACCUAUGAGGACAUCACCUUCUACCUCAUCAUCCAGCGCAAGCCCCUCUUCUACAUCGUCAACAUCAUUAUCCCCUGCGUCCUCAUCAGCAUCUUGGCUAUCCUCGUCUUCUACCUCCCUCCGGACGCAGGUGAGAAGAUGACUCUCUCCAUCUCUGUGCUUCUGGCUCUUACCGUCUUCCUGCUGCUGUUGGCUGACAAAGUCCCGGAGACCUCACUGGGCGUUCCCAUCAUCGUCAACUACCUGAUGUUCACCAUGAUUCUGGUCACCUUCUCGGUCAUCCUCAGUGUGGUGGUGUUAAACCUUCAUCACCGCUCCCCAAAUACCCACGCCAUGCCCCAUUGGGUCAAACAGGUUUUCAUCCACACGUUACCCAGGUACCUCCGAAUCCAGAGGCCUAAACUGGAGGCCUCACCAACCGAGAAGCACGUGGCUCUUAGUCGCGCGACCGACGAAUACUUCAUCCGAAAGCCAGCGAUGGACUUGAACUAUCUGAAGGAGAGCAUCAGUGUGGACUUACCGCCAAGCCGCCUGUUCCCGGAGAUAAACCGGUACAUGAAUGGCCUAGUGCAGCAAAUGGUGCUGCCCCGAGAUCUCAAGGCCGCUGUGGAAGCCAUCAAGUACAUCGCAAAGGAGCUGCGGGGUCAGGAGGAGUACGACACGCUGAAGGAGGACUGGCAGUACGUCGCCAUGGUCGUCGACCGACUGUUCCUCUGGGUCUUCAUCACCUUCACCUCGAUCGGGACGCUCACCAUCUUCCUCGACGCCAGCUACAACGUUCCACCCAUUGACCCCUUUGACCCCUCGGCCUAACGCCAACUCCCGUCCUUCACCACCACCAGUCACCCCCCAUCCCGACCCCCUGACCCCCGACCCCCACCCAGUCUCUGGUGCAAAUGCGAUGCGCUUGGUAAUGGUUUUCAACGGGAAAUGUAUUUUGAGUCCUAAUCCUUUCCAUUUCCGGGGAAAAGUGUGGCGUUCUCACCCUUCGGACUGAGAGGUCACACCCAGUCCCGUCCAGAAGCCGAUCCAGGCCUGGCUUUUCUUCCCUCCCUGCUCAGUGCGGGGUAAACCGAGGCCGGGUGCCAGGAAGGCCUUUUUCACACGGAGGGGACCAAUACCUGGACCGGAUUCCGGCACAGGAGCGGAGGCACAAAUCCCUUGACUUGACUUGACUUGAGAAGCAAGACACCAGGGAGAUGGUCCUAGCCCCGACUGGAGAGUCUCGAACACAGGGUAAAGGUGGGGGCGGGGUUGGCCAUUUAGGACAGAGGCGAGGAGAAAUUUCUUCACUCGGAGGGUUGUGGAAUUGGUGCCAUUGAGCUGAACGCAUUCAAACUUAAGGUCGGUAGAUUUUUGGACACUAAGGGAAGGAGAGGGGAUGAGGAGAGUGCGGCAAGGUGCAGCUGAAGUAGAAGAUCAGGCACGAGCUUGUGGAAUGGCGGAGCAGGCUUGAGAGGGGCUGAAUGGCCUCCUCCAGCUCCUGUUGUGGUCUUAAUUGGAUGUCAAAAAGAAGGUUGGGGGAGUGGGGGCAAGGCCGAGUGGGUUGGAGGACUAAGAAUGGCCAACCUCCCUCUGGGUUUUGUCAGAGAUGGGCAUUCCCUUCUGGUGUUUUUGGCCACUUGCAUUGUUAAGAUCUC